Oncorhynchus mykiss (rainbow trout) is the source of this 672-nucleotide messenger RNA. Lineage: Eukaryota; Metazoa; Chordata; Actinopteri; Salmoniformes; Salmonidae. The record is from the annotation of a RefSeq genome assembly.
AUGACACUAAGCUUCUUCGACCAAUUUAUGAGCCCCACAUACCUAGGUAUCCCACUUAUCGCCGUAGCAUUAACCCUCCCAUGAAUUCUUUUCCCUACCCCCUCUGCCCGAUGAUUAAACAACCGCCUAAUUACCCUGCAAGGGUGGUUCAUCAACCGAUUUACCCAGCAACUUCUUUUACCGCUAAAUCUAGGCGGUCACAAGUGAGCAGCUCUACUAACUUCCCUCAUACUAUUUCUUAUUACCCUAAAUAUACUUGGCCUACUUCCAUAUACAUUCACCCCGACCACACAGCUCUCCCUAAAUAUGGGCCUCGCAGUCCCACUGUGGCUUGCUACAGUAAUUAUCGGCAUACGAAACCAACCUACGGCCGCCCUCGGCCAUUUAUUGCCUGAAGGAACCCCCGUUCCACUGAUCCCAGUACUGAUCAUUAUCGAAACAAUUAGCCUUUUUAUCCGCCCCGCCCUUGGCGUACGACUUACAGCCAAUCUCACAGCAGGCCACCAACUAAUUGCUACAGCAGCCUUUGUUCUUCUACCUAUAAUACCUACAGUAGCAAUCCUAACUUCUAUUGUCCUCUUUCUACUCACCCUUCUCGAAAUCGCCGUAGCCAUGAUUCAAGCCUACGUUUUUGUCUUACUCCUAAGCCUCUAUUUACAAGAAAACGUUUAA